Molecule: messenger RNA, 2345 nt
Organism: Selaginella moellendorffii
Lineage: Eukaryota; Viridiplantae; Streptophyta; Lycopodiopsida; Selaginellales; Selaginellaceae
Product: protein DENND6B
Exons: 4
Coding region: 52-1893 (613 amino acids)
Cellular component (GO): recycling endosome
Molecular function (GO): guanyl-nucleotide exchange factor activity
Source: RefSeq, a predicted model, not a curated record
AGAGCCCUAAAUUUCGGCCAAGAGCCCUAAUUUUUACUUCCUCUCCCCUUUAUGGUGCCAUGGCUCGUGGCUCUCUGCGCGCUCCGCUUCGAUGUGGAGCAAGGGCAGGUGAUGGAUUACUGCUUCCCUCCCGAUCGCCUCACCGAGAUCGAGCGAUCCCACAUCGCGCUGUGCGCCUUCCCGGAUUCGCAGCAGCAGCGCCAGCGGCAGCAUUCGUCGCAGCGCACGGCAAUCCACGAUUCGGUCUUCUUCUUCCGGAUCCCGCGUAGCAGCGGCGCCAAGAAUCACAAGCAUCUCUUCGGCUACGUCUUCAAUCGCCAGCGCCAGGACGAGCGGUUGAUCCGGGGCGGCGACCAGAAAUCCGUGGUAAUCCUCUCCUAUUUUCCCUACUGGAGCUCCAUCUUCAAGCCGCUCGUCCAGAUCGCCGGCCCUCUCUUCUUCGACAGCGGCAGCGCGGCGCUGGAGAGGAUCUCCUCGAUAAUCUCCUCCACCUGGCCGCCGCCGCCGCCCAAUCCCAAGAUCCAGGCCGGAUUGGAGCUCCCGGUGGUGAACAUGGUGAUCCGGGUCACGAAUCUGGCUCCUCUCCCCGAUCAAGGUAUCGUGUUCCACGAUGUGGAUCUCUUCGCGGUGCUCAAGGGUGUUUUGAUGCAGCUUUGGCUGCUCUGGGAGCUCGCGCUCGUCGGCGAGCCGCUGCUCGUCGUGGCUCCCUCUCCAUCCGUCUCUUGCGAGGCAGUGGCAGCGAUCUCCAGCCUGCUAGCUCCGAUUCCAUGCAGCUCGGAUCUCCGCCCCUACUUCACGAUCCACGACCCCGACUUCCACACGGAUUUGGCAGCGUCGUCGUCCAUCCUUCUCGGCGUCACCAAUCUCUUCUUUCUCCCGGCAUUCUCGUCCUCCAAGAGACUCCCCAGCGUCGUCUCCCUCCUCGAUCCUCACCACCACCACCACCAGUUCCAGCAGCUCAAGAAGUUCGUCGACAAGAAGCCGUGGAGUUCUUUGCCUUGGACGCAGCGCCGCCAUAGCCAGGCUGUGUGGAGCACCCACGCCCCGGCCACCAAGCCGGACACCUCGGUUCUCAACAGGCUAGUCGACGCGAUUCCAUCCUCGCCAAGGAUGGACGAAUCCAUGUCUCUCGUCAACAGUGACAUCCUCCGCCGCCACUUCGAGGAGCUCACCACCAACUUUCUCGCUCCCAUCGCGCCAUACUUCGCAGUGCCAUCUUCUGGAUCAAACAAUCCUUUCGUUGAUCCGCCACCUCUGCCAGCUUUCGACGAGCAACGGUUCCUGAGCGCGCUGGCGACCAGGGGUCCCGGGAAGUUUCUGGCCAAGAGGCUUCGUUCCAACUGGAUCGACUUGUACAGACGAUUCCUCCGUGGCCCAAACUUCAUGCCGUGGUUUCGAUCCAGACGUGCAAAUGCCGAGAGAGAGCAGCGGCGGAUCUGGAGGCAAGCGCGUGCCCGGGCCGACGUGCGGACCAUCGUGUCCAAGAUGCCCGAGCUGGAGCUCGUCGAGACUUUCAACGCUAUUCUACGCCAUCUAGUCGCCGAGCUCGACCUCCAGAUGUCGCAAACCCAGAGUUUUCCGGAGAAGCUCCGGGCCGAUUUGCGAGUCGUCUUCGACAUGCUACCGAAAGACACCCAGCAAUUGCUGCUGCUGAAUCCACAGCACGCAUCGCUGCUCGAUCCCAAGACGAGCAACAGCAGCGGAAUCAGCAGGAGUAGCAGCGGCAGUAGCAGCACCAAGUUGCCCGGGAGACCGUCAAUCCACAUAUCGUGGUCUUCUCAAGCCACACCCGCGGCACCAUUGUCACUUUCGAGGAGGAACAGCCCUUUGGCAUUGUCAGGAAGGCUGGCGCAGGAGCUAGCCAGCGAUCCUUUGGACUUGGACAAAGCAUAAUCGUGGAAUAUUUCGGAAAGCUUUGAAGGUUCUUUCUCCUGUAGAACAUAGAAAAUCUUUGUCAGCUUUGCCGGGACCAAGUCUACUCCGAUCCAUGGAGAUCGACGAUGUCAUCGGCCAAGCUCAAGCUACCAAGUUGUUCCAGAGGCCGACGUUUCCAGAGCAAGACGAAGCAGCUCAGUGUUAGAGUUCCGAUCGUUCGAAGCGUGGAGGAGCAAUGCUUCGCAUCAUCAAUCAGCCAGCUUGUCUUCGACAGAAACAAACUCCGCUGUCAACUUGGCCAUUCAGCAACAAGAGUUAAAGCAAAAAGCGAUCACAGCGGAGAGUACAAACGAUCUUUCCUCUUGAUAUGCUAUGUUGAAAGCGAGCGAGAGAUUCGAGGAGUGAGUGGAAGCUUGUGUUUCUGAGAGUUGAAGGCUAAUAUCCUUGCUACAUUGAGUUUGGAACUUCCA